Molecule: messenger RNA, 3243 nt
Organism: Mesocricetus auratus (golden hamster)
Lineage: Eukaryota; Metazoa; Chordata; Mammalia; Rodentia; Cricetidae
Gene: Ppard
Product: peroxisome proliferator activated receptor delta
Exons: 8
Coding region: 293-1615 (440 amino acids)
Biological process (GO): cell differentiation; negative regulation of transcription by RNA polymerase II; regulation of lipid metabolic process
Cellular component (GO): nucleus
Molecular function (GO): zinc ion binding; nuclear receptor activity; RNA polymerase II cis-regulatory region sequence-specific DNA binding
Source: RefSeq, a predicted model, not a curated record
UCGGAGCGUGUGACGCCGCAGGCCGCGGCGGAGCCGGGGAUUAAUGGGAAAAGUUUUGGCAGGAGCUGGGGGAUUCUGCGGAGCCUGCGGGACGGCUGUGGAGGCGUCGCGGGAGGCGGCCGGGACAGCUCUGUGCAGUGGCUCGGGUAUGCGCGUGGCACUCAUUCAGUGGCUCCUGCUCACCGACAGAUGAAGACGAACACGCGGUAAAGGCGGUCCAUCUGCGCUCAGACCCAGAUGGUGCCAGAGCUAUGACCAGGCCUGCAGGCGCCACGCCGAGUGGGGGACAGUCAUGGAGCAGCCACAGGAGGAGGCCCCUGAGGCCCGGGAAGAGGAGAAAGAGGAAGUGGUCACGACCGAAGGAGCCCCAGAGCCCAACGGGGGACCAGAGCACACGCUUCCUUCCAGCAGCUGCACAGACCUCUCUCAGAAUUCCUCUCCUUCCUCCCUGCUGGACCAGCUGCAGAUAGGCUGUGAUGGGGCCUCAGGUGGCAGCCUCAACAUGGAGUGCCGUGUGUGCGGGGACAAGGCCUCAGGCUUCCACUACGGAGUCCAUGCGUGUGAGGGGUGUAAGGGUUUCUUCCGCCGGACGAUCCGCAUGAAGCUUGAGUACGAGAAGUGUGACCGGAGCUGCAAGGUCCAGAAGAAGAGCCGUAACAAGUGCCAGUACUGCCGCUUCCAGAAGUGCCUGGCGCUCGGCAUGUCCCACAACGCCAUCCGCUUCGGACGGAUGCCGGAGGCCGAGAAGAGGAAGCUGGUGGCGGGCCUGACGGCCAGUGAGGGGUGCCAGCACAACCCGCAGCUGGCCGACCUGAAGGCCUUCUCCAAGCACAUCUACAACGCCUACCUGAAAAACUUCAACAUGACCAAAAAGAAGGCCCGUAGUAUCCUCACCGGCAAGGCCAGCCACAACGCACCCUUUGUCAUCCACGACAUCGAGACGCUGUGGCAGGCUGAGAAGGGCCUGGUGUGGAAGCAGCUGGUGAACGGGCUGCCGCCCUACAAGGAGAUCAGCGUGCAUGUGUUCUACCGCUGCCAGUGUACCACAGUGGAGACGGUACGGGAGCUCACGGAGUUCGCCAAGAGCAUCCCCAACUUCAGCAGCCUCUUCCUCAACGACCAGGUGACCCUGCUCAAGUACGGCGUGCACGAGGCCAUCUUUGCCAUGCUGGCCUCCAUCGUCAACAAAGACGGGCUGCUGGUGGCCAAUGGCAGUGGCUUCGUCACCCACGAGUUCUUGCGCAGCCUCCGCAAGCCCUUCAGUGACAUCAUCGAGCCCAAGUUUGAGUUUGCUGUCAAGUUCAAUGCCCUGGAGCUCGAUGACAGUGACCUGGCGCUUUUCAUCGCAGCCAUCAUUCUGUGUGGAGACCGUCCAGGCCUCAUGAACGUGCCGCAGGUGGAGGCCAUCCAGGACACCAUACUGCGGGCUCUGGAGGUCCACCUGCAAGUCAACCACCCCGACAGCCCGUACCUCUUCCCCAAGCUGCUGCAGAAGAUGGCCGACCUGCGGCAGCUGGUCACUGAGCAUGCCCAGAUGAUGCAGUGGCUGAAGAAGACGGAGAGCGAGACCUUGCUGCACCCCCUGCUCCAGGAAAUCUACAAGGACAUGUACUGAGGCCGCAGUCCAGGCCUCCCUGCAGGCUCCAGCUGGGCCCAGCCUCGGGUGGGACUGACUGUCCUGAGGACCAGCCCACGAGCACUGGGCACAGCCAAGCAGCUGGAGCCCAUUCACAACACUCUAGACACGUGGCCCAGACUCCCACCUCCCCGCCUUCUGCCCACUUCCCCCAGCACUUCCUGUUCCCACCGUUUCCCUGCUCUUCUCCCAGCCUGUCCCCAUGUCUGUCUGCUUCGUGUCAGUGAGGCAGUUGGUAUGCUCACCACCAGCCCAGAGUAGCGCCUCUGCCUUUGCCUGUCUUCCCGGGAGCAGUGGGGCCACCCUGGCCUGGUCCUGCCUCACCUCACUGUCUCCCUCUUCAAAGACUUGAGCCAUCCAAAGAAACACUAAGCUAUGGGCCCAGCUUUCCAAGAAGCUUGGCCUGGACUGACUGCUGUCCCAGCCCAUGGUCACCAUCACGGGGUUCCUCGGGCUGAAGAGAGUGGGCUGAGAGCCAGAUUUCUCUCCCAAGCUGUUUCCUCAACCCAAGGCGCCCCACCCCAACUCUGACACCCUCCAUUCUUCUUGCCCUUGUGCUGCCCUGGGGGUACCCCUCCAUGCCCCCUUGGAAGAGGAGGGUAGAAAUUCGCCAGAAGGAACAGCACACUAAGUUCUGAUGCCAGGACUCGGGUUUGGGUUCCAGGGUUAGAGAGCAGACAGCACGUGGGGCGGGCUCUCCAUCGGUACCCCACUGGCCCUACCCUGUAGCAGCAUUCCGACCGGCAGAACCCAGUGUGAGGAACUGGACAGUAACUGCUCCUUCCUCUACCCAGGAGGCACUGGUACACCUGGCCCCUGGGGUGCCUCGGUGUAACCAUGGCACUGGCUCACCUCUUGGUCACCACAGGGCUGGGGGACAGCUGUUCCUAGGGCUAGCAAUCCGUGAGUAGGCAGGGGUGUCCUGCCAGGUCACCCCGUCAGCUCACAGAGUUGCCAGGGCUUCUCUGACUGGUCCCUGGUCCCUUUCUCCUUCACACAUCUUGGCAGCCCCAUGGCUGGUCACCAGCGCCCAGCUGCACCCAGCAUGAAGCUUGCUGGAUGCUCGAAUCCUCUGCCCAGCCCCCUCCUGGCUCUCCUGAGACCAAGAGCAGAGCCCAGGCUCACCCCCCUACAGGCCCACAGGGAGCUACCAUCAGGCUCUCAGAGAAAAGUACUGGAACCCUGGGCUUUAAGCCCUGAUGUCCUGGAUCCCGUCUGGGUUUUGUCCCCAGGGCCUUAAACUGUUAGACCACAGCUCUGGAGGGAAGUGGCUUGGAGCGGGGACAGCCCUGUGAGCACUCAUGCAAAGGCGGUGACUUCUGUUGCCACAUUAUCCCUGCUAGCACGCUCCCUGCCCCCACCUCCACUGAUCAGGUCUUGGGGUGUUCCCUGCGGGGCCCAGGCUGUGAACGGAGCUGCAUUCCCUGACCCACCCUGUCCCUGUGACCCCGCCCAGGUCUGGUGCUGAGGGUGCAGCUCCUCUCAGGGUCUGAAGUCUCCAAAACUGAAAUGUAUAUUUUUGCUAGGAGCCCAGCUUCCUGUGUUUUUAAUAUAAAUAGUGUAUACAGACUGACAGAACUUUAAAUAAAUGAGAAUUAAGUAUUUAA